Oldenlandia corymbosa var. corymbosa is the source of this 2976-nucleotide messenger RNA. The record is from the annotation of a GenBank genome assembly. NCBI's taxonomy places the organism in Eukaryota, Viridiplantae, Streptophyta, Magnoliopsida, Gentianales, Rubiaceae.
AUGGAUUCUUCGAUGACUCUCCGGCGACCGUUUCGAAGCUCUGGUUUCAUCGCGAGGUUCCAGAUUCCCAAGCCUUCGAAAACGCAACUCUUUAGAAGGAGUGAUCAAUUGUCGUUCAAUUUGACGAAGCGUGGGUGCUCCAAUGAAAUCAACAUCACUCCCGCUGCUGAAUUUCCGCGUCAAAUUCGAGGCAUGCAAGCUCUGCGAGUUAGGGCAUCUUCUGAUGAUGCUAGGUCAAUUUCAAGUGGAAGAGGCUCGUUUGGGGAUGGAAGCGACGGAUUGACGCAGCCGAGUGCGGUGGAGUUUAUCACUUCGGAGAGAGUGAAAGUGGUGGCCAUGUUGGCUCUGGCUUUAGCUCUGUGUAAUGCCGAUCGAGUUGUCAUGUCAGUCGCAAUCGUACCGCUAUCGCUUUCUUAUGGCUGGCGUCAGUCUUUCGCCGGAAUUGUGCAGUCAUCUUUUCUCUGGGGAUACCUAAUCUCACCGAUAGCGGGAGGGACACUUGUCGACAGACAUGGGGGUAAAGUUGUAAUGGCUUGGGGUGUCGCCUUGUGGUCUCUAGCCACCUUUCUUACUCCUUGGGCUGCAGAAACUUCAUUGUGGGCUUUGAUGUCCAUGAGGAUGUUACUCGGCAUUGCAGAGGGAGUAGCUCUUCCAUGCAUGAACAACAUGAUUGCAAGAUGGUUUCCUCAAACAGAACGGUCAAGAGCUGUUGGACUUGCAAUGGCGGGGUUCCAGCUUGGAAGUGCUAUUGGACUCACGCUUUCUCCCAUUUUGAUGUCACAGGGUGGUGUCUUUGGUCCUUUUGUAAUAUUUGGGUUAUCUGGCUUCCUCUGGGUUUUGGUUUGGCUAUCUGCAACUUCAAGCAGUCCUGAAAAAUCUCGCCAAAUAUCAACUUAUGAGUUGCAGUACAUACAGAAGGGGAAGGUGUAUCCUGUGGGCAAUGAUAAAGUGAACAAAAGCAAAGUGAUCCCUCCAUUCCGACAAUUGCUCUCUAAGAUGCCAACCUGGUCUCUGAUAAUUGCAAAUGCAAUGCACAGCUGGGGUUUCUUUGUAAUCCUUUCAUGGAUGCCUAUUUAUUUCAAGACGAUCUAUCAUGUGGAUCUUAGACAUGCAGCAUGGUUUAGUGCUGUUCCUUGGAGUAUGAUGGCAGUGGCUGGGUACUUUGCCGGUGUUUGGUCUGACAUGAUGAUUCAAAGGGGCAUAAGUGUUACAUCAACUCGGAAGAUCAUGCAAUCAAUUGGUUUUAUCGGCCCUGGUUUGGCUCUCAUCGGCUUAACUAUGGCAAAAAGACCUACCAUUGCGUCUGCUUGGCUAACUCUAGCAGUUGGGCUUAAAUCCUUCAGUCACUGUGGCUUCCUAGUGAACCUUCAGGAAAUCGCACCCCAAUAUUCUGGGGUACUGCAUGGAAUGUCAAAUACUGCUGGUACAUUUGCUGCCAUUUUCUCUAUUUCGCUGCUGCUCUUUUCUACAACGCGUUUUCAACUGUUGCUUCAGGAUUGUAAAUUGGUAGCUUACAGGAAUGAGAAAGGAUCAAGAGUUAGGAUACAUGUAAAUGAUCGCCCUUGUCGUUUAUCAAACCUUGUUUGUGAAAGACCCUUUUUAUUAACAAAAAAUACAAUCCGCCGGGGCCAAAUCAGAAACCAGAGUCCUAGUCCCUUUCGAGCCCCGAGUACUCAAAAUACCCAGUCUAAUAAAUCUGCUUUUAGUUUCAUCAAAGUUGCAGCAAAGAAAUUUACUGGGCUAAUCACUGGGAUAUUCUUCAGUCGGAAGAACAAGGAGAUCAACCCAAAUUUUGAUCGAGUUCCUUCCAACAUUAAACCUCCAGGAUUUUCCUAUUCAACAGAUGCUUCUGGUACAACAAGAAGCAACAGUAAAUCCUCUUCCAGAAGCAGAUUCUCCCACUUUUCUCGCGACUCUUCUUCUUUCUCGGCUUCAUAUUUUAUACAGAUUGGUUCGCUUCAGACAUCCUUUGAUGAGAUCUGUAAGGCCACUGGGAAUUUCUCCCCUGCUAAUAAGAUUGGUGAGGGAGCAUUCGGGACUGUUUACAGGGGAAAGCUUAGGGAUGGGUCAUUUGUUGCUGUAAAGCGCGCAAAACAGGAAAUCUAUGACCACCGCUUAGCUGCAGAGUACAAGAAUGAAGUUAAGACUCUAUCAUUGAUCGAGCACCUCAAUUUAGUGAGAUUCUUUGGGUAUUUGGAGCACGGGAAAGAACUUAUCAUCAUUAUCGAAUAUGUCAGCAAUGGAACCCUUAGAGAACACCUAGAUGGGCUACAUGGAGAUGGACUUCAAAUGUCAGAACGCUUGGACAUUGCAAUUGAUGUUGCUCAUGCAAUUACCUAUCUGCACACCUACACAGAUCCUCCAAUUAUCCACAGAGACAUCAAAGCAUCAAACAUACUGAUCACUGAAAAGUUCCGUGCAAAAGUUGCUGACUUCGGAUUUGCACGUAUAGCAUCUGAUCAAGAUCUUGGAGCGACACACAUUUCUACUCAAGUUAAAGGAACAGCUGGCUAUUUGGAUCCUGAAUAUCUCAAGACAUACCAGCUCACAGAAAAGAGUGAUGUGUACUCCUUUGGUAUAUUACUUGUGGAAAUGGUGAGUGGAAGACAUCCAAUUGAUCACCAAAGCAAAAGCAGUGAUACAAGAGUAACCGCGAGAUGGGCUCUGAGAAAAUUAAAAGACAAGGAAGUUGUGGUAGUAAUGGAUCCAAGAUUGCAAAGAAAUCCAGCAUCGAUUGAGGCAGCUGAGAAGGUACUAAAACUUGCAAGAGAAUGCAUUUCACCUUUGAGGCCGUCGAGACCUUCCAUGAAGAAAUGUGCAGAGGUAUUGUGGGAAAUUCGGAAGGAAUUUAAGGACAUAAGUGCAGCAUUAACGGCUUCUGCAUCUCACAACUCAGGGGGUAGAAGAAGAAGGGACUUGCAGGAUCUGUAUAGCAUUGCAGACAGUGACUACCACAGAGUUGUUAACUCUGUAUGA